Abrus precatorius (Indian licorice) is the source of this 1602-nucleotide messenger RNA. RefSeq names its product embryogenesis-associated protein EMB8. The transcript has 8 exons. Gene Ontology annotation, molecular function: short-chain carboxylesterase activity; monoacylglycerol lipase activity. Lineage: Eukaryota; Viridiplantae; Streptophyta; Magnoliopsida; Fabales; Fabaceae. The record is from RefSeq and is a predicted model, not a curated record. The coding region runs from base 170 to 1303 and encodes 377 amino acids.
AUGAGGUUAAGGUUUAGGAACAGCACAGAGAGCAAAUUGUCAUUGACUCAUUGGUGGGUGUCCACACCCCACCCUUCUCUUCUCGCCCAAACAAUACAAUACACUAAUCAUUUCACACCACUUUCCUUCUCCGCCAUCCACGUCAGCUCCUCCGCCGUAACCAACAGCAAUGGCCACCCUCCCCCACCCUCACCCCUCCUUCGAAAUCCUUGGAGGAGCACGUGACCGUUUCCUCCCAGUGCUCACCCACUUGACUCGUCCCUAUCGCCCCUUUCCUCUCCUCGCUUCCAACCGCCACAUCGAAACCAUCUUCGCCGCAUUCUUGCGCUCCGUUCCCGACGUUAGACUCCGCCGCCACUGCCUCAGAACCCAAGACGGCGGAGCCGUCGCUCUCGACUGGGUCUCCGGCGACGACCGCCGUUUGCCACCCGAUUCUCCACUCCUCAUCUUGCUGCCAGGCUUAACCGGAGGCAGUGAGGAUGCUUACGUGAGACAUAUGUUAGUUAGAGCUCGAAGUAAUGGAUGGCGUGUUGUGGUGUUCAAUAGUCGCGGUUGUGGAGAUAGCCCUGUUACUACUCCUCAGUUCUAUUCUGCUUCGUUUUUGGGAGAUAUGCACGAGGUUGUUUCCCAUGUCACCACUAGAUACCCCAGUGCUAAUGUAUAUGCAGUUGGUUGGUCACUUGGAGCAAACAUUCUUGUUCGUUACUUGGGUCAGGAAUCACACAAUUGUCCUCUUUCUGGUGCUGUAUCAUUGUGUAAUCCUUUCAAUUUGGUUGUGGCAGAUGAGGACUUUCGAAAGGGCUUUAACAUUGUCUAUGACAAGGCUCUUUCAAAGGCUCUUUGCAAGAUUUUCAAGAAGCAUGCUUUACUUUUUGAAGAUAUUGGUGGUGAAUAUAACAUUCCACUGGCAGCCAAUGCCAAGUCUGUUAGGGAGUUUGAUGAUGGAUUGACCCGCGUUUCUUUCGGAUUCAAGUCGGUGGAUGAAUAUUACUCUAAUUCAAGCAGUUCAGAUUCCAUAAAACAUGUUAAAACCCCAUUGCUUUGCAUCCAGGCAGCCAAUGAUCCGAUUGCUCCUUAUAGGGGAAUUCCUCGUGAAGAUAUCAAGGAAAAUCCAAACUGCUUGUUAAUAGUGACAUCCAAAGGUGGCCAUCUGGGGUGGGUUGCAGGGGAUAAUGCUCCAUUUGGGGCCCCUUGGACUGAUCCAUUGGUAAUGGAUUUUAUUCAAUAUCUAGAGAAUGAUGCAGUUAAAGACCCCCAAGCUUGUAAAAAUCCUGGACAUAAAGAUGCCCUGCUCCAAGUGUAGUGUAGUGUAUUGUGGCACUCUGGUAAAUAUUUCAUUUUGUCACUCUUCAUACAUCAAAUCAAACACAUCCUCCAGUCUCACCAAUAAAGGAUACAUCAUGGAAUCUUCUUUAGCCCAUUCUUAGUUCUCGGGAAUGCUGUCUUGUGUGGAAGGAACCAUACGCUCUUGUUCAAUUUUAUGAUUUACAUACCAAUCAAUUUAUUCCUUUUUAGAGAGUAAGUAGAAAUAAUUACUGUAAAAUUGGAUAAGUACUGUAAUUGUCUUAGCAUUCAUUUAUUGUUAUUGAAUUUAACUUUAUU